Molecule: messenger RNA, 987 nt
Organism: Penicillium egyptiacum
Lineage: Eukaryota; Fungi; Ascomycota; Eurotiomycetes; Eurotiales; Aspergillaceae
Source: the annotation of a GenBank genome assembly
AUGUCCAAUGAAUUGAUCUUUAUAACCGGAGCCACGGGCUUCAUUGGGAGCGCCACUGCAGUGGAAGCUCUCAAAACAGGCUAUCGAUUGCGAGUUUGUCUUCGAAAGCCAUCUGAGCAACUGCAAACUCUGCUGUCCAAGUAUAGUGACCAAUUCGAAUUUGUUAUCAUUCCAGACCUCACCGAUGAGGCGGCAUUCGACAACAAGUUGGACGGCGUGGACUACGUCCUUCAUCUUGCAUCCCCCCUUCCCCAUGGGACCGACAAACAAACAUACUUUCCCCCGGCUGUGAAAGGGACCACUGCCAUGCUGAAAGCAGCAGCAAAGGUUCCGACCAUCAAGAAAGUCGUGGUUACGUCAUCCAUUGCGGCCUUGAUUCCAAUGUCUGGCCUUCCUACUGGUGGUGUGGUGAAAGAGGACAACAAAUGGGACUUUUCGGUUGAUGAAAAUGGGGAUUUCCAGGACCCUCAAAACCCGGCUGCAACACCAAUGAAACUGUAUCAGGCCUCCAAACUUCUUGCAAACAACGCAACUUGGGAGUUUAGGGAGACAGCCAAGCCUCAGUAUGCAUUGGUGACACUGCACCCCGCGUUUGUAUACGGGCACAAUCUUGUUCAGAGUUCUGCCGACGGAGUAAACGCCGGGUCCAACGGUGGUCUGUGGAGUAUCAUCAUGAAGGGCGAUCCCCAUAAGAAUUUGGUAGGAGUGCAUAUUGAAGAUGUGGCCGAAGCGCACAUCAAAGCACUGGAUCCGAAGAUCGUGGAUGGCUCGAAAUAUCUACUGGCCGGGCCGAAGACAACGGGCUCUCAGAUUGCACGCAUUGUACACAAACACUAUCCAAAUUCUGGAGCGUUAAUAUCUGAGGAUUUCCAGGAUGUCUCGUUCCCAGUUGAUACGACUAAGGCGGAAACGGAGCUUGGGAUUCAAUGGCGCUCAUACGAGGCGAUGGUGCGGGAUCUGAUGGACCAGCAGCUCGGGUUCGUGUAA